This is a messenger RNA of Xenopus laevis (African clawed frog), 2745 nucleotides long. RefSeq names its product NME/NM23 family member 9 L homeolog (gene nme9.L). Gene Ontology annotation, biological process: GTP biosynthetic process; UTP biosynthetic process; CTP biosynthetic process. NCBI's taxonomy places the organism in Eukaryota, Metazoa, Chordata, Amphibia, Anura, Pipidae. The record is from RefSeq and is marked provisional. Gene Ontology annotation, cellular component: dynein axonemal particle; axoneme. Gene Ontology annotation, molecular function: nucleoside diphosphate kinase activity.
GCGUCCUGGUUGCUAGGAAGUGUGUGUUCUGCGAAUAGCCGACCUGCUGAAUGAUAACGUUUGUUGGCUAGACAUGGCUGGGAAGAAAAGAGAAUCGUCAUUGCAGAUUGCACUCAGCAAUCAAGAACAAUGGGAAGAGGCCCUAUCAACCAAAGGACUUCAAGUGGUGGAUGUCUACCAGGCCUGGUGUGGUCCGUGCAAACCAACAGUCAGCUUAUUUAGAAAAAUCAAAAAUGAACUGGGGGAUGACCUUCUUCACUUUGCUGUGGCAGAAUCGGACACCAUUGAUUCACUUGUGAAGUACAGAGGGAAGUGUGAGCCCACCUUCCUUUUUCUUGCGGGAGGGGAGCUGGUGGCAGUGGUGAGAGGAGCCAAUGGACCUUUACUGCAGAAGACCAUAAUCGAGCAACUGGCAGCAGAAAAGAAAGUUUUGAACCAAGGCUCAGAGCGCCAUGUGAUUAAAGAUGAGGUUCUUCUGGAGGAAGAAGAUGAAAUUGUCCCUGUCCAAGCACAGACUGAGGAUGAAGAACUCGUCCCAUCCGGCAAAUCUUACACUGUGGCAAUUAUUAAACCAGAUGCAGUUGCACAUGGCAAAACAGAUGAAAUUAUAAUGAAGAUACAAGAAUCAGGGUUUGAGAUUUUGGCUAAUGAAGAACGUACAAUGACAGAAUCUGAAGCAAGAGAGUUUUACCAGCACAGAGCAGGAGAGGAAAAAUUCCAGGAGCUUAUACAGUUCAUGUCUAGUGGCCCAUGUCACAUCUUAAUUAUAUCUAAGUCGGAUGAAGAUGAGGAUGUGAUUCCAGCUUGGAGAGAAUUUAUAGGGCCAACAGAUGUCGAAAUUGCCAAAAAAGAAAAACCAGAAAGUCUGCGAGCUCAGUAUGGCACAGAAGUUUUGUAUAAUGCUGUACACGGGAGCAAUGACCGAGAACAAGCUAGCCGGGAGCUGGCAUUUUUCUUCCCCAAUUUCAAGAUUUCCAAUGAAUCACCGAAGGAAUUGACUUCAGUAAAACCAGAAAGAACAUUAGCACUGAUCAGACCAGAAAUCCUGAAGGAAAGGAAAGAUGAGAUUUUGCAAAGUAUUAAAGAUGCUGGCUUCAGUAUAGCAAUGCAGAAAGAGGUAAUGCUGACUGAGCAUCAAGUUCAGGAGUUCUACAAAGAACAUAUUAAUGAGGACUAUUAUCCAGCUCUUCUUAAGCAGAUGACCAGUGGUCCUGUAUUAGCCCUGGCACUGGUGAAAGACAAUGCAGUGGGUCACUGGAGGAAUAUGCUGGGCCCUGCCUCAUUAAGCCAAGCUUUGAGUGAAGCACCAGACAGUUUGCGAGCUCAGUUUGCUCCCAGUGACAGUGAGACUAACCAGCUACAUGGCAGCUCAACAACAGAAGAGGCCAAGAAGGAGAUCAACUUCUUCUUCCCAGUAGAGCACACUCUAGCAACAAUCAAACCAGAUGCAUUAGAGGAACACAGAGAUGAAAUCUUAGAGCAGAUUCAAGGGGCUGGAUUUACCAUCUCUCAGAUUAAGGAGGCAAACUUGAACAGAGAGAUGGCUGAAGAAUUUUACAAAGAACACAAGGGGAAACCAUUCUUUGAACAGCUUGUUAAUUAUAUGUGCAGGGGUCCAUGUUUAAUGAUGAUCCUCAGCAAGGAGAAUGCAGUGCAUGAGUGGCGGUCACUUAUGGGUCCCACAGAUCCAGCCGAGGCUCAGAAAGUUUUGCCUGAUUCUCUGAGAGGCAAAUUUGCAAAGAGUAUUCUGCAGAAUGCAGUCCAUGGCUCCUCCAACAGUGACCAUGCAAUGGAAAAGAUAAAGUUCAUUUUUGGAGACAUUGACCUGGAUCGGAUUGUUCAUGAAUCAUUUGGUGAAACACCAGAGACCAGUGCAAGCGAUAUCAGUAGGAAUGCAGCUGCACAAGGAGAUUACCCUGAACAAGAUGAGAGUAAAGAGAUGGAAGAGUGAGCAAUUUCCCUCCAAAUAAAUUCCUGCGUUAUCAUUCUUAGCAGUCAACCGAUAUAUUACAUGGAUGUGUAAAUAGAUUUAGGAUUUUCGCCAUUAAUGUAACAACAAACUGUAAAUGAAAAGUCUAUGAUUGUAUGUCUUGUCUAGAAUGGUUUGUUCCAGAAAGGAAUAACCUAGAUAAAGCACAGAAAGUUGUUGUCUUCAGACAGAGAGUAUUGGGAUUCUGAAUAUGCAAUCAAAUAUAUUCUCCAUUACUUGCAACUGAGCACUUGCAAGCCCCAUAUUUAGCUCUGGCCUGUAUUCUUCAAUGCAGACAGAGCUGCAACAAACCAGCGUUGCAAGGGAAAAAUAACAGUAUUCACAAGAGUCUCUGCAAAUACAAUGGAACUUCAAUUUUGCAUUCCCCUAAUUUUACACAGGUUUGUUUUGUGGUCCUACCAAUUUAUAACGCAUUAUGCAUGUCACUGAUUUUACAUUUUCCUGGAUUUUUUCUGGUCCCCUGAAAAAAAAGAAAAUGGGAGUUGUACAGUACUGGAUAACAUGAAGGCUUCCAUAGGAUACUGGACAGCAUUACACUGGUUAAACAUCACUGUAGAAUCCCAUCUGGAAUGAACCUCAGGAUUGAGUGGAUAUCUCAUUUAUUACAAAACACAUGGCAUAUAGCCUUGUACACUGAUCAACUUUUCUCUUGAAGGUGAAAUAUUUCUGUAUAUUAUACAGUAUUUCCAUUUUCUUGAUUUUAGCCCGACUGUACAUUCAUAUGUAUAAUAACUGAAAUAAAGAGUCAAGGCUGA